This is a messenger RNA of Plutella xylostella (diamondback moth), 1425 nucleotides long. The record is from RefSeq and is a predicted model, not a curated record. NCBI's taxonomy places the organism in Eukaryota, Metazoa, Arthropoda, Insecta, Lepidoptera, Plutellidae.
AUGGCCGCUUUCCACGGCGCAUGCGUCGUGCUUACAAUAUGUGCACUUAUUCAGAAUGCAUUGAAAAACUUAUUGGAGCCUCCGUCUGUCUGUUUCCAGGUCUCAUACCUGCCUCACAACCACCCGUGCUGCCUGCAGCCGGCAGAGAACAUCACGCUGGCGAUGAUCAUUGACGCGUUCGAGAUCUACGGCCACGACCCCACCGACAAGCUCGACUACUUCUGGAUGUACCAACAGGAAAUGGUCAUGGUCAAGACUGCUGAGGAUCAGUAUAUGAUCAACGAGCACGUCCACAUAGCAACAGACCAUCUGGCAAGAUUUGUAAACCUACAUAUCAAAGAGUUAAAGAUCCUGCUGAUAACCCUGGACGAUGUGCUGGACAACAUGCUGACGAUGUACGAGAACCACAACUCGAUCGCGGCGGAGAGGAAGGCCACGCUCACCGGCGGCCCCGUGCCCAUGGAGUUCUAUGUGAGCCAGGAAUACUACUGCGGCAAGAAUGUCUACCUCUUCGUAUCAGAAUCGUACAGCGACAUCUACAACAUGGGCCGAGGCCCCGCCCCCCACUGCCGGGAGCGCACCUUCGUGUUCCUGGGCUUCCUGCAUCAGCAGGAUGAUACCAAGUACUACCUGCAGGACGACCCGAGCAUCGCCUUCCCGAUGGAUAAUUAUAUGCACGGGCUUGAGUGUCAUUUGGCCGUUUGUAUAUUUAGGUUCCCCUUCAAGAAGCUGAUCCAGAGAGCGCGAGACGUGGUGACGCUUCCCAAAGCCACGGUGAAGUGCGGGCUGGUCAUGUACAAGCUGCCGCCGCUGACGUCUGUCUCGUGUGUCGUGACGUCAGGGUCCUUCAUCCUGGACUUCAACAUACAGGGGCUGAGAUACCGGCAUCACGACUUUUUGCUGACAACUCCGAACGGGGUAACAUACUACACUAAAGAGAAAGGAAGCCCACUGAGCUGUGAUCAUCAUGUGUGCGAGUGGAAUUAUUUCAACCGGUUCGGUGGACCAUUCCUGAUACCAGGCGACCCCGGCGAGACCGUCGCCCCGAUACCUCCCUACUUGGAGACCACCACCAAGUGUGAGAGAGCGCCUUCCACUGACAACAAUCUCAACAUCACCGAGCCGUACAUCCUGGACGGGUGCCUGUUCAUCUACCCUCCGAACUACGGCUCCAUAGCCGGCAAGAGCUACCUGGACAGCAUCGAGAUGCACGGCCAUAGGUUCACGUGCGCGUCUGGCGGUAGCAAGGGGGGUCUCUACUGGUACCCGCAGUGGAUGGGCACGCCCCCGCACCACCCGUACCCCAGUAUGGACUCCAAGCCAGAGUUCAGCAUGGCCGCGGGAGGCCCCUAUAUCUACCCUCACCAGAUGGCGCAGAUGCAACCUUAAAGAAGGAUUCUUUUUCAAUAAAUUUGAUUUUUAAAU